UUUCCUCAAGUGCAGUCUACAAAAUACGUGCCUAGAAGCUGAUUGAAGUGAAGAAGAUGGUUGCUAGAACAUCUAUGGAAGAUCUCUUUGGGUGAUUAAACAAAUGUUUGGGAUAUCCCUGCUCGUACAUUCACCAAGUGCUUCUUGUGGUUCUUGAUAACCCUACACGCCUCAAAGCAAUUCACAAUAUUUGUUUCCUCCCUGAAUACAGAUUGCAAGUUUUGUCCCAGUAAUUCUGGACUAUUCAGGAGCAUUUGAUUUCCUGAAUGCUCUUGGGUCAGGGGCUCAUAACUUGUUUUUCCAUCCGUUCCUGCUGGACGUGGCGUGCGGCCAACGCGAUGUGAAGUUUUCUGCUCUUGCAACAGAUUUGGGAUGUAUAAAUGGAAGAAUGAAUACGAUCUUCUUGUUGUCGGAGGUGGCUCUGGUGGACUGGCUUGUGCUAAAGAAGCUGCCCAGUUUGGGAAGAAGGUAGCUGUCCUAGAUUACGUGGAUCCUUCUCCAAGAGGAACCAAAUGGGGGCUUGGUGGGACGUGCGUGAACGUGGGUUGCAUUCCUAAGAAGUUGAUGCACCAAGCAGCCCUCCUGGGAAAUUCGAUCAGAGAUGCCCAACGGUAUGGCUGGAACGUACCCCAGCGUGUCAAUCACGACUGGUCUGCGAUGGCAAAAGGAGUGCAGAACUACGUUAAAUCCUUGAACUGGGGGCAUAGGUUACAGCUGCAAGAUAAAAGAGUCAAAUACUUCAACCUAAAAGGCAGUUUUGUGGAUGCACACACCAUCCGUGGGGUAGGAAAAGGAGGCAAGGAGACUCUGCUCACGGCAGACCAGAUAGUACUUGCCACUGGUGGGAGACCGAGAUACCCCACUGAGGUUCCAGGAGCGCAAGAGUUUGGGAUUACAAGCGAUGACAUUUUCUGGCUAAAAAAAUCCCCUGGAAAAACGUUGGUUGUUGGAGCCAGUUAUGUUUCCCUCGAGUGCGCCGGCUUUCUGACCGGCCUUGGAUUGGACACCACCGUUAUGAUCCGGAGCAUCCCGCUUCGAGGAUUUGACCAGCAAAUGGCCAACUUGGUGACGAAUCACAUGGAAGCCUCGGGGACCCGGUUCCUAAAAAAAUGCAGCCCGACCAAGGUCAAGAAGGCGGAAAACGGGCGGCUGCGCAUGACGUGGAAAUACGCGGAGUCCGGCAAAGAAAAAUCGGACGAGUUUGAUACGGUGAUGUGGGCCAUAGGCCGAGGUCCAGACACCGCAACCCUUAACUUGGAUCGGGUGGGUGUGAAAACCAAUCCUGAGACGGGGAAGAUCCUCGUUGACGCCGGAGAAGUCACUUCGAUGCGCCAUAUUUUUGCAAUUGGAGACAUAACCGAGGGCCGCCCUGAACUAACGCCAACGGCGAUUGCCGCAGGGAAGUUGUUGGCUCGGCGGUUGUUUGGCCUCUCUUCCGAACUCAUGGAUUAUGACAAUGUGCCCACAACAGUUUUCACCCCUCUAGAAUAUGGCAGUGUUGGCAUUUCAGAAGAAGCAGCUGUCAACCGUUACGGUCCAGACAACAUAGAGGUCUACCACGCGUUUUAUAAACCCUUGGAAUUCGUUGUGGCAGAAAGAGACGCUGCUCAGUGCUAUAUAAAAAUGGUGUGUCUGCGCGAGAAAGAUCAGCGGAUCCUUGGUCUUCAUUUCACUGGACCGAGCGCUGGCGAAGUCAUUCAAGGUUUUGCUCUUGGACUCAAAUGUGGUGCUACUUACUCUCAAAUGAUGAAGACGGUUGGGAUUCACCCAACAUGCGCUGAGGAAGUCACUAAGCUGCACAUCACCAAGAGGUCGGGCUUGGAUCCGACCGUCACGGGCUGUUGAGGUUAAAUGCCAUCCCUGGUUAACCAAGGAAAGUGUGCUGGGCAGAAGUUCCUGGAAGAGAAGGCAGGAGCAGAUCAAUAUCUACAGACUCACGAGACCGACUCCUGUGAAGCAAGACCGAUCCUAUUUCUGGAAAUUCCAGCCCUCCUAUUUAUUUCGUCUUAUGCAUAAAUCUAGACUGAAGUUCAUGUACUGGAACUGGUACCAAAGCAGGAAUAGAUGCAAACCAAAGAAAUCUGUUCCUUUUCCAAGAAGUUCUGCCUUGCGCCCCCCAGGGAUGGCUUAUUUGCCACAACAUCAAGCAGCCUCACAUCGAUGCCAACAGUCCAACCAACACCGCAGAAGAUUUCUUGGGUGCGCAGAUAUCUGUGCAUUUGAGGAAUGCGCUCAGAAUCAUGGGACGCCAGCUAAUGAUGGCUUGUGUAUAAAACCACUCACUGGGGUAGACAGGUCUGAUGCUUGCUGGUUUCUUAUUGAGCCCAAGGAAUUCUGUUAUAUUUAGGGUAGGCAAUUUGACAGAAAAAUAAAAAAAAACCUUUCCCCCGAAUUUGUAGAGGCUGUGGUUC
Messenger RNA from Python bivittatus (Burmese python), 2411 nucleotides. RefSeq names its product thioredoxin reductase 2 (gene TXNRD2). Gene Ontology annotation, cellular component: mitochondrion; cytosol. Gene Ontology annotation, molecular function: flavin adenine dinucleotide binding; thioredoxin-disulfide reductase (NADPH) activity; glutathione-disulfide reductase (NADPH) activity. The record is from RefSeq and is a predicted model, not a curated record. Lineage: Eukaryota; Metazoa; Chordata; Lepidosauria; Squamata; Pythonidae. Gene Ontology annotation, biological process: cellular response to oxidative stress; glutathione metabolic process; cell redox homeostasis.